AUAUGCGUUACUGGUGUGGGUUAAGUUGAUAAAACCACAGACACCUCGAAAGGCUCUUUGCUGAGGUGGCGAGGAAGGAAAAAAAAUGACAUGUUGCACAGCGAAGGAGAAGGAAAAGAGAAAGAUGCUUGUUGCCCUGCCUCUUCCCCCUUAUAUUCACGCGGGGGAUGUUGACGGGCAAGACUGAGGGCAGAAACUACAUUUCCCAGAAGGCCGCGCGAACGGCAACCAUUUCACCUUUGUACGGGGAUCUGCAUCGCCGGCGGAACUGCAUCUCCAUGAAGUCACUGAGCGAGGAGGCGGUCCUCAAGCGCUUGUUCGUCUCAAUAGCGGCAUCAUCGCCGUUUCCCCCCACCUCUUCCGGAGCUGCUGCCUCUUUCGUUGCCUGGCCUGUUCCAGGACUGAUGUGGUAGGAGUUCGGUAGAAACUGAAUAAAAAACAUGGCAGAGGAAGCUGGAGAUGAAAAGAAGCUGGUGGCCAAGUUUGAGCUGGAGAGGGAAACAGAGCUCCGCUUUGAGGUUGAAGCCUCACAAAUAGUCCAGCUAGAACUUAUGUCAGGAAUGGCUGAGAUUUUUGGAACUGAACUGACACGCAACAAGAAAUUCACUUUCGAUGCUGGUGCUAAAGUGGCUGUUUUCACUUGGCAUGGCUGUUCUGUGCAGUUGACUGGUCGGACUGAAGUAGCCUAUGUCUCAAAAGACACUCCCAUGCUGCUGUAUCUCAAUACCCACACGGCCCUGGAGCAGAUGCGGUGGCAAGCAGAGCGCGAAGAUGAACGGGGGCCUCGAGUCAUGGUGGUGGGCCCCACAGAUGUAGGAAAGUCAACUGUCUGCCGCCUCUUGUUGAAUUAUGCUGUGCGCCUGGGGCGCCGACCCACUUUUGUGGAGCUGGAUGUAGGCCAGGGCUCAAUCUCCAUCCCAGGCACCAUGGGGGCACUCUAUAUUGAGCGACCUGCAGAUGUGGAAGAAGGAUUCUCAGUGCAGGCCCCUUUGGUCUAUCACUUUGGGUCCACAACGCCUGGCACUAACAUCAAACUUUAUAACAAGAUCACAUCUCGCUUGGCCGAAGUCUUUAACCAGCGAUGUGAAGUGAACCGACGUGCUUCUGUCAGUGGUUGUGUCAUCAAUACCUGUGGCUGGGUGAAGGGAUCUGGGUACCAGGCGCUUGUUCAUGCUGCAUCUGCCUUUGAAGUUGAUGUAGUAGUAGUACUAGACCAAGAGCGCCUCUACAAUGAACUGAAACGGGACUUGCCUCACUUUGUCCGGACAGUGCUGCUCCCCAAGUCAGGUGGAGUGGUGGAGCGCUCCAAGGACUUCCGGAGGGAGUUUAGAGACGAUCGCAUACGUGAAUACUUCUAUGGCUUCCGAGGAUGCUUCUACCCACAUGCCUUCGAUGUCAAGUUCUCUGAUGUCAAGAUAUACAAGGUGGGGGCCCCCACCAUCCCUGACUCAUGUCUGCCUCUGGGUAUGUCGCAAGAAGACAACCAACUCAAACUGGUGCCAGUUACACCUGGCCGUGACAUGGUGCACCACCUGCUCAGUGUUAGUACUGCUGAUGGCCCUGAUGAGAACAUUGCUGAGACUAGUGUGGCUGGUUUCAUUGUAGUUACUGGAGUGGAUCUAGAACGCCAGGUCUUCACAGUGCUUUCACCAGCACCUCGCCCUUUGCCCAAGAACUAUCUGCUCAUCAUGGACAUUCGCUUCAUGGAUCUCAAGUAAAGCAGCAUUAGCAGCAGUCAGACUUUACCCAACUACUGCUAGCUCGCUCAUGAACAAAGCCAUUACAAUACUAAAUGCAAGAGCAUUAUCAUAAAGAUUGCAGAAGAUCAAAUGGAGUCACUAGAAGGAACAAGUACAGUUUGAACCAUUUGAAAUAUUCUUGUCUGUUCUCCUCAGCCAGUUCAAAGAACUAGGUGGUAUUACAGAUGGUGAAGCUGAGAAGAUUGAUAGAUUUUAUUAUAUGAAUAACUGUAACGGAUAAAAAAAUACUGCCUGCUUAGUGAGCUAGGAAUUUCUUGUUUUUAUACAUUACUUUUCUUGUCUGAGAUCCUUCCUAACAUUGUUUUUGUCUUAUCUGAAAUUGACUUUGUUAUAGAAAGGGCAAAAUAUUUACUUAUUUUUUUAACCUCAAUAAAUUCCCAACCACA
This is a messenger RNA of Pogona vitticeps (central bearded dragon), 2146 nucleotides long. The record is from RefSeq and is a predicted model, not a curated record. NCBI's taxonomy places the organism in Eukaryota, Metazoa, Chordata, Lepidosauria, Squamata, Agamidae.